Chilo suppressalis (striped riceborer) is the source of this 3260-nucleotide messenger RNA. Lineage: Eukaryota; Metazoa; Arthropoda; Insecta; Lepidoptera; Crambidae. The record is from the annotation of a GenBank genome assembly.
CGCAACUGAAGAAUUAGUGGAAUAUUUAAAAUAUACGCUAUUUCGGUCAAGUAGACGUGAGAAUUUUAUUCUAGUAUUGACUACCUCACAGAAGCUUAUCGUAAAAGCCAACUCGAUAUAUUUCGUGUCAAACACUCCUAUACAUUAGAAUGCGUCAUACCCACAUUCUAAUGUUAAAAAAAAGAUUAAUACAAAAAGAAGACGAUGGCUGCAUGACUUUGCCUUUGUCUUUCUCAAUAGAGAAGAAAAAAGAAAUGUUUUGACGUUUAAUGUCACUUUGUGGUGUCAUCUUUGUGACAGUCCGACGUCCAUUGGCCCAUUACCGAAGUUCUCGUUUCGUCGUCCUUGAAAGUUGUUCUGUUUAAAAUUCAUUCUAAAUAUCUGGCUCUAUUGCUUGGGUGCGCGUUUUAUUUCUGUCUUUAUAGUUUGCGCGCGUGAAACAAACACAACGGAACGAGUUUGUAAUAAAUUAUUGUACGUAACGCAAUUCGGUGAGCGUUUAGUGACCCGAUACAAGUUGUAAACAACUUUUACAAUGUAUCAAUAAUGGUUUUUUAUUUUCUAAUAAUUGUAUUACAAUUUCGUGAGUUAUGAAGCUGAAUAUUAACCGCAGCCUUUUGCCCAUAAAGGCGCAUUUCUUCUUCUUUUUCGCUGCUCUUGGUCCACUCCUGCCGCAGAUGAAUGUGUUCGGGCGGCAGCUGGGCAUAUCUCCGGCCGUCAUGGGGAUGGUGACCGCAGUGCUUCCGCUGCUUUGGGCCGCAGCGAAGCCGCUCUUCGGAUAUGUGGUUGACUACUGGCCGACUCACAGGAAGCUGGUCUUCAUGCUCCUUAUCACGGUGAUGACUGGCUCCUACUGUUGUCUAUGGUUCCUGCCUAUGCCCGAACCACCAGAGAUUGAACCGCCUAUCACUAAAACAGUAUACAACCUCAACGAAACCGUCUACUUGAGGACUGCUGAUAACACGACAACUUUGGAUAGGUACAGAUGUAACUGGAACUGCUCCGAUCAGGAGUUCCACUUCUAUUUGCCGAAUGCUACUUUCGUCAAUACUAUUUUCGUUGAUGAUGUUUUGACGCGCGAAUCUUGUGCCAGAUACGGUAUGGAUGUAGGGAAUGGAGGUUCAGGGAUUUCAUGUAUGCCCAAAACUGAUUGCAGCCUGCUCUGCUUUGAGAACGACUUGGAAGUGAAUGAGACGUUACUAUUUAGAGGUCGAAGGGCAAUCUCUAAUUUGACAAAUGAAAAUCGUGUGGUUUUCGAUUCGAACAAGGAGGUAAUUUCGUCGAAAUAUGUUGACUCCAAAGCGACGAAGAUGUCUCAUGGAAAAGUGGAGUUGGAAAAAGAGGAUCCCAGUUUUUAUAUGACGACAACUUUUUGGGCUUUUGUGAUACUGAUGUGCUUGGGCACUGUUGCUUUUAAUGUGGCGAAUUGCAUUGGCGACGCGGUCUGCUUUGAUGUAUUGGGACCGGAGAAAGCCUCUAAAUAUGGCGCUCAAAGAGCCUGGGGCACCGCCGGAUACGGCAUAACUGCUCUUUUGGGCGGUUGGUUAGUAGAUGCCGUGUCACGCGGCGCCAGUAAGGAUUUCGCACCGGCUUUCAUAUUAGCCCUGGCUGCGACGGCUGUGGAUCUGUACAGCUGUAGGGCGUUAACUUUGCCGUCUCUUUCCAGCCCUGAGGACAGUGGCGCCGCGCUGCGGCAGGUGUUGAGAAUGCCCCGCGUUUUAGUGUUCAUUGCGUUCGCUGUGGUAGCGGGAACUUUCGAUAGCUUCAUCAUAUAUUAUAUGUUUUGGUUCCUAGAAGAGUUGGGCGAAGAAACCGGCAGCAUGGAGAAGAUCAAGCUCAUAGAGGGCGUAGUGGUCGCCGGCCAGAGUUUCAUCGGGGAGUUGCUGUUCUUUUAUUUCUCGGGUAGAAUAAUAAAACGUUUUGGCUACGGAACCACUAUGACGGUGUCUCUGUGCUGUUACGGCGUUCGUAUGGCGUUAAUAUCUCUCAUCCAGCAUCCGUGGCAUCUCGUGUUUAUUGAGUCAAUAAUGCAAGGCCCAACAUACGCGUUGUGUUACUCCACUAUCGUAGGAUAUGCUGCCCAAGUUGCUCCUGAAGGAUACUCGGCCACAGUACAAGGUAUCGUGGCCGGAAUGGACGACGGUGUCGGUUUCGCGCUAGGUUCGUUGGUGGGGGGCGUAUUAUACUCGUGGGCGGGCGGGAGAGGGUCAUUCCGCAUUCUGGCGUCGGUGGCGGUGGUCGCGUCGAUAGCACACGUGGUACUCUUUAAACUGGUCAUGAGGAACGCCGACAAAGAAAAGCAAACUGCGCAAGUGACGUCACAAGAGGAAGGACAGAAAAUGCUUCCGGUAGAUCAAGAUUACACCGACGCCAUCUACAAGGACACUGUGGUACCUCUAAGUACUUCUAGACACGAUGGUACUCCUUCAACGCCCUGCCCACUCCGAGCCGGUGUUCCGCAGGGAUCCGCCCUCUGCCCCCUCCUCUACACAGCAUACACUAACGACAUCUCCAAAACCAAGGGUGUUGAGCUCGUCCUAUUCUUGGACGACACGGCCCUCUCCUCGAGAGGAGCCGGCGUAAAACAAAUAGUACCCAGGCUCCAAACAGCAGUCAAUACACUAGGGAACUGAUGCAGUGAUUGGAGGAUCGACGUAAACCCGUAAACCCACUAUUCUGAAUACUGCUGCAAAAUAGCUUCUGAAUUUGAAUCAAUUCGCAUAAAAACUAACCAAAAACGACACAAUACAAAACGUAAGUCAACUGUUAGAUUGGUGUUGAGAUAAAAAUCAAUUACGCGCACGAAGCAAGAUAUCCAUUGGGAAAAUUCCGUCUAUUUCUGAGUGGACGGCGAAAAAAAAAGAAACAGUGCUCCCGUCCGGGCAAUCUCGAUAAAAUUUUGUAAGAGGAUUAAAAGAUUUAUUUUAUAAGCCUCUUCAAAGGAAAUUUUCGGGUGUCCCUGUUUUAUUUUACCAGUUGCGUUUGCUUCGACCCCAAACGCCGUUCCAGAAUCAUCGAAUACGGCGCGCGACCGUUGCCGAGGCAAGGCACCACGAUACCGUGGUACCGUACCGUUAAAUACCUAGGAGUUAUACUCGACAAAAGACUCACCUUCCGUCCUCACGCUACCCAAACAGUCACGAACGCCCGAUUUCACAUGAGCCGCCUACACCCGAUGAUAGGCAAACACAGUAAAAUGUACACAGCAUACACCAACGACACUUCGGCUUCAGAAGUAUCUCUGAAGUCAUUUUUCAACU